UUCGUGUCAACCUCCGCGCUGAACGCACGUCCGUUUGUGAGAUAUUCUAUUUUACGCACAUCUGUGUUGUGACUUGUGAAUAAGUGGUGUGAGUGUGAUUUCGAAUAAGGAAUGUGAAAAUGUAAGUUACGGAUCAUCAGAUCAAAGCCAUCGUUAUGAGAACGAUACGAAAUUUCGAUGUUCCAGCCAGAAGAAUGAAUAAAUAUUGCUAGAUAUGGCGGUCGGUCUCCUGUAUGGAGCGCUAGGCGCAUUAGCUCUGGUCACUCGAACUGGUUGUACAGACAACACAAAUGGUCUGGGUUCCGAUGUGCAAGAUGGGUACAGUGAUGUUGAGUUGGGGCUGGCGCAGCGAGGCCCCUAUUUCGACGUGGCGUACUCCAAGAAUGUCACUGCUUUAGUGGGAAAGACAGCACAACUUAACUGCCGGGUUCAUAAUCUUGGGAACAGAACGGUAUCAUGGAUAAGGCACCGUGACAUCCACCUGCUGACAUCUGGAAGGAUGACGUACACCUCUGACCAGAGGUUCAUCAGCGUUCACAACCCUCACACGGAGGACUGGAUACUGAAAGUGAGGUUCCCACAAAGAAGAGAUUCAGGCAUCUACGAAUGUCAAGUCGGCACUACUCCUCCAAUCGGCCAUCGGAUGUACCUCUCUGUCGUUGAGCCGCUAACAACAAUUCUCGGUGGACCAGAGCUGUUUAUAAACACCGAAAGCACGAUCAACUUGACCUGCGUCGUGCAGCACUCACCAGAACCGCCACCAGCCAUCCGGUGGACGCAUAAUGAUGAGGAAAUAAACUACGAUUCCCCUCGCGGCGGGGUGUCGGUGAUCACGGAGAAAGGGGAAAUGACCACGUCACACCUGCUGGUGCAGAAGGCGAGAGGAUCCGACUCCGGGAGGUACACCUGCGCGCCAGCCAACGCAAACCCUAGAUCAGUUCUCGUCCAUGUACUUAGUGGAGAGCACCCAGCCGCAAUGCAACACGGUGGUCAGUUACGCUUGCAGUAUCCACUGUCGGCAGCCCUACUCAGCGUCAUUGUAGCCCUUAUGGGUUGCUAGUACUUGAAUACAUUAGCUUUCUAACAUAUGUAUUUUUUUUAGGGCUGGCACGAUUAGGAAAAGCAAUUGAGAAAUUGAGACCAUCGUUUUUUUUAUUGUAGUUCAAUUUAUUAAAUGUUGCAUUGAACCCCUAGCUUUUUCAGACAGCCCUUUUGUACUUUAUUUUAUUUUAGGAAUAAAUAUUGUAUAAUUUUUAUCAGGGUUAGUAAACGUCUUAUAUAAUAAAAUUUGUAAAAUAUCUUCGCCAUUUUAAUGUUAAGUAUGAUAUGACCAAUUAGUUUGUUCAUUAAUAAAAAAUUUAUCUAAAAAUUGUCGAUGUAUAAAUACUGAAAAGUAGAUACAUAAAUUAUAAUUAAGGAAUAC
Molecule: messenger RNA, 1423 nt
Organism: Zerene cesonia (dogface butterfly)
Lineage: Eukaryota; Metazoa; Arthropoda; Insecta; Lepidoptera; Pieridae
Product: zwei Ig domain protein zig-8-like
Exons: 9
Coding region: 215-1060 (281 amino acids)
Biological process (GO): synapse organization
Cellular component (GO): neuron projection membrane
Source: RefSeq, a predicted model, not a curated record